Peromyscus eremicus (cactus mouse) is the source of this 1778-nucleotide messenger RNA. RefSeq names its product THAP domain containing 6 (gene Thap6). Bases 345 to 995 code for a protein of 216 amino acids. The record is from RefSeq and is a predicted model, not a curated record. Lineage: Eukaryota; Metazoa; Chordata; Mammalia; Rodentia; Cricetidae. The transcript is spliced from 5 exons.
CCAUCCCCGUUUCCCUGCGCUAAGACCCCGGGACGGAAAGUGGAUAGACAGUAGGCACGCCACGACGUGCCUCAGUGGAACUCACAGAUGGGUACCGGGGAGAAAAAUCACCACACUGAAUGAGAUCACCCUUGAAAAGGAGGAUUGUGUGUAGUGUGACCCUGGGGAAGGGGACGCUCGAGCUAAAAGCUGAAUUGCAGACAGUGUGCCUGCAAGGAGGUAGGGUGCACAGACCUGUCUGUGGCAGGGGAACUCUGGUCCCUAAGAACACAAGAGAAAUAAUAACCAAGCCUACGAAGUUGAAAUCUCAGACCUCAUAAGUUUGGUUAUGAGUUGCUAAAGUCAUGGUGAAAUGUUGCUCGGCCAUUGGAUGCGCUUCUCGCUGUCUGCCAAAUUCCAAGUUAAAAGGACUGACAUUUCAUGUAUUCCCCACAGAUGAAAAUAUCAAACGAAAAUGGGUAUUAGCAAUGAAAAGGCUCGAUGUGAAUGCUGCAGGCAUUUGGGAGCCUAAAAAAGGAGAUGUGCUGUGUUCAAGGCACUUUAAGAAGACAGAUUUUGACAGGAGUGCUCCAAACACCAAACUGAAACCAGGAGUCGUCCCUUCUGUCUUUGAGUCCCCACGUCACUCACAGGAGAAAAGAGAAAAACUUCAUUGUAGGAAAAACUUUAUUCUCAAAACCCUUCCAGUCACCAACCAUGGUCACCAGCUUGUUGAUGCCUCAUGCAUUGAAGAAUUCCAAUCUCAGUUCAUUUUUGAACAUAGCUAUAGUGUUAUGGACAGUCCAAAGAAACUUAAGCAUAAAUUAGAUCAUGUGAUCAUCGAGCUAGAGAAUACCAAGGAGAGUCUACGGAAUGUUUUGGACCGAGAAAAACACUUUCAGAUAUCACUGAGGAAGACCAUCAGGGAACUGAAGGACGAAUGUCUGAUCAGCCAAGAAACAGCCAGGAGACUGGAUGCUUUCUGUUGGGGGUGCUGUCAUGAAAACACAGACUGAGACUGGAUUUUGUGAAGAUGUCCUAUGUGUUCCGUCUGCAGUUGACGUUGAUAAUGCUCCUUAGUAGAUCCUCACACACCAUCACUAAAUCCUGUCAUCACUGACAGCAUCAUGCAUUAUCCCUGCUAGCCAAAAACACACUGAAGAUGUGCAGACAUGUGUUGUGGUUAUGCUUUUGUGUGACUGGUGACAAUUAUGUUUUUACAGUGCUGGGUCACUAUUGUAAGAUGGUUAGAUCUCAAAAAAGUAAGGAACUAUAUCAAGUUGGCCACAUUAGUUAUAGCAACUGGAACAUCAGAAUUUUGUUUACAACACACAUUCAUCUUUCCUCCAACCCAAGGUGCUUUAGUUAUUGAUCAUACUAAAGAAUACUUUUUCAAUGCACUCUGUAGCACUGACCCUGAGAAUAGCCCACGGAAAAGAUUUAUUGGCUUUUAAGUUAAGAGCCAAUUGGAGACGACUCCUGACAGGAUGUCAGUUUUUCGGUACAGUACUUCGUUCCUCCUCACAGGGACUUGUCAGAAUAGCUUCCAACACCAAAGACUGCAGGCGCAGAAGUUUGACUCCAAGUGAACAGUUGGUACUCCACAAGAAUGUGACUUUGCAGCUGUUUUCACUCAGCUCUCCAUGCACAGGGCUGCUGCCAGCUGAAGCUUUGCAGUGCUGUUCUGUGGUUUUUAAGAAGGUUAUAUUGCCGACACUUUCAAAGCUGUAAAACGUAAGGAAAGCUGUUUCAAAUGGGCAGAUCUUCGUUGGGAAUAGAAACAGAGACUCGAUGACUGU